Molecule: messenger RNA, 351 nt
Organism: Batrachochytrium dendrobatidis JAM81
Lineage: Eukaryota; Fungi; Chytridiomycota; Chytridiomycetes; Rhizophydiales
Exons: 2
Coding region: 1-351 (116 amino acids)
Source: RefSeq, a predicted model, not a curated record
AUGAAGUUAGAUGAUGUUAUGAAAGAGUUGAUCCAACACAAGGAAGAUUUGGAACUGUUAACAACGGAUGAUCAACUAUAUAAGGCUGAACAAACAUGGGACAGACUGCUUGUAUUGAUACUGGAGUUGAAAGAACAGAAUUACAGCUUUAAAGUUAUAGUGCCUCGCUUACAGAGUAUUGGACUGGAAGAUAUCGCAGCUGAGUAUUUGGAGUAUAAUCGACCCAGUUUACAGGUAUUCAUAUAUUGUAACAAUAAUGGAUUGCUGUUCAUGACUAAACUAAUCAACAUGUGUUGUGUAGAUCGAAGUAAUGGAGUUUACUACAGUGUUUUUGAGUAUGGUAUACUAUGA